Trichobilharzia szidati is the source of this 1384-nucleotide messenger RNA. The record is from the annotation of a GenBank genome assembly. Lineage: Eukaryota; Metazoa; Platyhelminthes; Trematoda; Strigeidida; Schistosomatidae.
ACAGAAGAAGUGCGUCAGUCACUGAACCUGCACAAUGGACCUAAUUUAUCUUAGCACUCAAAUUUCUACCCCCGUGUACAAUGACUUCAAGUCAUCUAGUCAAUUUUCAUUGGUUAAUUGGAUAGCCAGUGUUAACCAAUCACAAGGCGAAUGAACUUUUUUUUAUUAUUAAAGAAUCCUUAAAUUUAUUUGUAAUCGGAUUAUAUUCUUCAAGUUAUCACUGAAAGAAUUAGGUGUACUCUGGAAGAUACAUAUAAAUAUUUUUCUUUGAAUUAAACCUAAAAGGAGAGGGAAAUAAAUUAUUCCAAGGAUGUUAAAAAAGUCUAUCUCAGCAAAACCUCAGCGAUGUUUAUUUAGUUCUCUAGAGAAUACUUUAUGCAUAGAUUCUCAAAAUGAUAAUAAUAAAUGUUGUCAAGAGAAAUUAACACAAAUAUGUCAACAAAGCGUAGAAGACUUUCGUCAACGUUACAAUUUCGAUUUGAAUCUUAUGAAAUCUGUUGAUGAGAAUAAUGCAGGCAUUUAUGAAAGUGAUCAAGAAAAUCAGCGUGAGAAUAAUGCACCAACAUGCAAAUGCACGUGUCAUGAUGCUCAUCAAAAGCUUCCAUACAAACAAAGAUGGAAAUGGGAACAGUUAGACUGCAGAAAAGUUUACAUCCCUCCAUUCUACUUGAACACUGUAUAUCAUUCAGACACUUAUUUACACUUACAAUCAGAAUGCGCUAAUGGACAAUCAGUCCCACCAAAUACACCGCAUAAAUCUACGAGGAUGAAAUCAAGACGAAUUUAUCAAACCAACAGAUUCGAUUCUGAGGUGGAUUUAUCCACGUCAGAAGAUUCUUUAGUGUUCAGUGAAGUGGAUAGGAAGGUGUCACAUGUAACAGUUCCAGGAGACUGUAUUUCUCUGCCUUCAUCACCAUCAUCAUCAGCAUUGUCAUUAUCACGACUCCAUGGUGCCCGAAUUCGAAACCAACUGGAUAAUACUAGUUUGUCCAGUUCAAUGCAAGAUUUGAGUGCUACCCUUGUGAGAAGUCAAAGUGAAGGCAAAUGUGUCCAAACGAAUCGCCUUCAACGUGUCGUGAAUCCAAGAAUCAAUCGAUUUAAUGAUUCUUCUUGUGACUCCUAUACAUAUUCUAACGCCAAUGACAAGAAAUCCAUGAAAACAGUGGGAAUUUCCUUAAAGUCAAGUGGAAAGUGGACUAGUUGUUCCUCUGUUACAAGAAUAUCAAAUUUGAAACAAUUAAAAUUAACGGACAUGUUCCCGGUGAAUAAAACUGUUAAAUCUACAACCUCAUGUAACAACAGUCUACCGACCUCGAAUUAUGUAUUACAAAGUGUAAAUAGAAUAUUCUGUACAUACGAAAGAACACAAGAAUCACCUGGAUGA